Messenger RNA from Guillardia theta CCMP2712, 669 nucleotides. RefSeq lists its product as hypothetical. The transcript is spliced from 4 exons. Lineage: Eukaryota; Cryptophyceae; Pyrenomonadales; Geminigeraceae. The record is from RefSeq and is a predicted model, not a curated record. Bases 1 to 669 code for a protein of 222 amino acids.
AUGCGAACUUGCAGGCAAGCGAAUUCGCUGUCAUAUCACGUCCCUAAGAUGUCCCUCACACCUUCGAAGCAGACUGCAGCUGCUGAAGAUGCUCCGACUGUCAAGAAGAGGCCAAACCCAUCCGAUUCUAAUUCGCGACCUGCAAAGAAGCAGAAAGUGUACACUUCAGUACCAAGGACACGAAAAGGAGUGAUUGCCAUGAUCCAAUCUUGGGGAUAUGAGAACGUAGAGGAAGCAUCGAAAUGUGCUAUUGGUGGGCUCGCACGAGGUGCACUAAAGAUUGACUUCAAUGCGAAGCUUGAUUCCAUCGCGUGGAAAGGAGUGUGCGAGUAUUGCCAGCAUCCACUUCAAACGACGCUUCGUGCCCUUCUUGACCAGCCUGACAGUGGUAUAGACUAUGAGGAGGGGUCUCCAGGGGCAGCCAUUGUUUGUCCCAAUGCAAGCUGUGGAGAAAGGUAUUAUCUGACUUGCAUGUGCGCAAACGAUGCCUACCCUACCCUCGGGAAAUAUCACAAGCACUGCCGUGAAUGCCCAGGAUUCGGCAUGUGCAUGCCCGAUUGUCGCUUUUCUCACUGCAAUGUGUGCCAUGCCAAAAAAGAAUCGGAAAUGAUGUGGCAGAGCAUUGCAAGAUUCCGAGACGCGAACAAUGCUGGAGGCCUCGGACAAUGA